AUGCCAGCUUGUGACAACGCGUGUGUGGCACAGUGCCAACAAUGCCAAGCUGCCUGCUCUGACCAACAGCUGCAACAACCUACUCAGGUGAUCCAGAUUGUUCUCCAGCAGAGCAUCGCCCAAUCUCCUCAGUGCCAACCCCAAUGCGAAUCCAGCUGCGUAUCCCAGUGCACCCAACAGAGCCAACCAAUUGCUGCUUGCCAACCUGCAUGCGUCCAGAGCUGUAACAACUCAUGCGCAGCCGCUGCUCAACCCAUUGUCAUCUCCUGCCAGCCAGCAACGACCUCGUCGUCGUGCCAGUGCCAAACUGGCUAUGCACCAUGCGCCAAUAACAGUCAAUGCUGUCGCCGUCGUUAA
Molecule: messenger RNA, 357 nt
Organism: Strongylus vulgaris
Lineage: Eukaryota; Metazoa; Nematoda; Chromadorea; Rhabditida; Strongylidae
Source: the annotation of a GenBank genome assembly